AGAAGAAGGCGGUGCCAGGACGUCCUGCGGAAGGGCCGGGGGCGGGGCUCGUGACGUUACCGGGCCAGCCAAUCACGCCUGGUUUUAUCAGCGGCCCCGCCCUUUUACCGCACAUUUCCCCUCCCCUAGUUCAUUUCGCACGACGCAGCGGUUGGGAACACAGACAUUUUCGGAGCUGGAGCCGCCACUGCCGCCGCCAUUUUGUGUCUGUGGAGAAAGAAGCUUCUGUGGCGGCUGGAAGUGGACGGAGAUCACCCGCGAGACGGCGGCGUUUCAUACCCGAGGUUCCCCCUGUGUCGUCCCCCAUCCCCCCUCCGCGGUCAGCAUGUGGUGAAGCCGGAGCCGCGAGAGAUCCGGGGAGAGGAAGAGGAGUCGGAAGGGAGGCGGGGUAUCCAGAGCGGCUUCAGCUUCAGCUGCGGCGGACCUCGGAGGGGGGCCGCGGCGCAAUGUCAGAGCAGACGCCGGCCGAGGCCGGUGCUGCGGGGGCCCGGGAGGACGCCUGUCGGGAUUAUCAGUCAUCGCUCGAAGACCUGACCUUCAAUAGCAAGCCGCACAUCAAUAUGCUGACCAUUCUAGCCGAGGAGAACCUGCCCUUCGCCAAGGAGAUCGUCUCUCUCAUCGAGGCCCAAACCGCCAAGGCUCCUUCCUCAGAGAAGCUUCCUGUUAUGUACCUUAUGGAUUCUAUUGUGAAAAACGUUGGAAGAGAGUAUCUCACUGCCUUUACUAAAAAUCUAGUUGCAACAUUUAUUUGUGUGUUUGAAAAGGUGGAUGAAAAUACUAGGAAAAGUUUAUUUAAGUUACGUUCCACAUGGGAUGAAAUAUUCCCUUUGAAGAAACUUUAUGCCCUGGAUGUCAGAGUCAAUUCAUUAGAUCCUGCUUGGCCUAUUAAACCUCUACCCCCCAAUGUGAAUACGUCUAGCAUCCAUGUGAAUCCUAAAUUUUUAAAUAAAUCGCCCGAGGAGCCUUCAACACCUGGUACAGUGGUCAGUUCCCCUAGCAUCUCCACUCCUCCAAUUGUUCCUGAUAUACAAAAGAAUCUUACACAAGAACAACUAAUAAGGCAGCAGUUACUGGCAAAGCAAAAACAGUUGUUAGAACUUCAGCAGAAAAAGCUGGAGCUUGAGCUAGAGCAAGCUAAGGCACAACUGGCAGUUUCUCUUAGUGUUCAGCAGGAAACAUCCAAUUUAGGUCCUGGAUCUGCACCAUCUAAAUUACAUGUUUCACAGAUUCCCCCUAUGGCAGUUAAAGCUCCUCAUCAGGUUCCUGUGCAAUCUGAGAAAAGCCGUCCAGGACCAUCCUUACAAAUUCAGGAUGUGAAAGGAACUAACCGGGAUCCUCGUCUGAACAGGAUAAGCCAACAUUCUCAUGGAAAAGAUCAAAGUCACAGGAAAGAAUUUCUAAUGAACACAUUAAACCAGUCUGAUAUUAAGACAAGUAAAACUAUACCCUCUGAAAAACUAAAUUCAUCCAAGCAAGAAAAAAGUAAAUCAGGUGAAAAAAUAACCAAGAAAGAACUUGAACAAUUAGAUUCUAAAUCGAAAUCGAAAUCGAAAUCACCAUCACCUUUGAAAAACAAAUUGUCUCACACAAAAGACUUGAAAAAUCAAGAAUCAGAAAGUAUGAGGUUGUCUGAUAUGAACAAGAGAGACCCAAGAUUAAAAAAACAUCUUCAGGAUAAGACUGAUGGCAAAGACGAUGAUGUGAAAGAGAAGAGAAAAACUGCAGAAAAAAAGGAUAAAGAUGAGCACAUGAAGUCAUCCGAACACAGAGUGGCUGGAAGUAGAAAUAAAAUCAUAAAUGGCAUUGUACAAAAACAGGAUACAAUAACAGAAGAGUCAGAAAAACAGGGGACAAAACCAGGGAGAUCGAGUACUAGAAAGCGAUCAAGAUCUCGAUCACCCAAGUCUAGGUCACCAAUUAUACAUUCCCCAAAGAGAAGAGAUAGGCGGUCACCCAAACGAAGGCAAAGAAGUAUGUCUCCAACAUCGACACCUAAAGCUGGAAAGAUUCGCCAAUCUGGAGUUAAGCAGUCACAUAUGGAAGAGUUUACACCACCUUCUAGGGAAGACAGAAAUGCUAAGAGAAGUACUAAACAGGAUAUUCGGGACCCAAGGCGAAUGAAAAAGACUGAAGAGGAGCGGCCACAAGAAACUACAAAUCAGCAUUCUACAAAGUCAGGCACUGAACCAAAGGAGAAUGUAGAAAACUGGCAAAGUUCCAAAUCUGCCAAAAGAUGGAAAUCUGGUUGGGAAGAAAAUAAAAGCUUACAGCAGGUUGAUGAACAUAGUAAACCUCCUCAUCUGAGGCAUAGGGAGAGCUGGUCAAGCACUAAAGGAAUUUUAUCGCCUCGAGCCCCAAAGCAGCAACAGCAUCGAUUAAGUGUAGAUGCCAAUCUUCAGAUUCCUAAAGAGUUAACUCUUGCAAGCAAAAGAGAAUUACUUCAAAAGACGAGUGAACGUUUAGCAUCUGGUGAAAUUACACAGGAUGACUUCCUUGUUGUUGUGCAUCAAAUUCGACAGCUAUUUCAGUAUCAAGAAGGUGUGCGAGAAGAGCAGAGAUCUCCAUUCAAUGAUCGUUUUCCACUUAAGCGACCUCGAUAUGAAGAUUCAGAUAAACCAUUUGUAGAUAGCCCAGCAUCAAGAUUCGCCGGCCUGGAUACAAAUCAGCGACUUACAGCUUUAGCUGAAGACAGACCAUUAUUUGAUGGACCUAGUAGGCCAUCAGUAGCAAGAGAUGGCCCAACCAAGAUGAUUUUUGAAGGACCUAAUAAAUUAAGCCCUCGAAUUGAUGGACCUCCCACACCAGCUUCUCUUCGGUUUGAUGGGUCACCAGGACAAAUGGGGGGAGGAGGCCCUUUGAGAUUUGAAGGGCCACAAGGUCAGCUAGGAGGUGGGUGUCCUUUGAGAUUUGAAGGUCCUCCAGGACCAGUGGGGACACCUCUGCGGUUUGAGGGCCCAAUUGGUCAAGCAGGAGGAGGUGGUUUUCGGUUUGAAGGUUCCCCUGGUCUGAGGUUUGAGGGAUCUGCAGGUGGUUUACGAUUUGAGGGACCAGGGGGCCAGCCUGUGGGUGGUCUGAGGUUUGAGGGACAUCGUGGUCAACCCGUGGGUGGUCUAAGGUUUGAGGGACCUCAUGGUCAGCCUGUGGGUGGACUUAGAUUUGAUAAUCCCCGAGGUCAGCCUGUAGGUGGACUUAGAUUUGAAGGGGGUCAUGGUCCAUCAGGGGCUGCUAUUAGGUUUGAUGGACCUCAUGGUCAGCCAGGAGGUGGAAUCAGAUUUGAGGGCCCUUUGCUACAGCAAGGAGUUGGAAUGAGGUUUGAGGGCCCCCAUGGUCAGUCAGUAGCUGGUCUGAGAUUUGAGGGACAACAUAAUCAACUUGGUGGAAACCUUAGGUUUGAGGGUCCACAUGGCCAACCAGGGGUUGGUAUCAGGUUUGAAGGCCCUUUAGUCCAACAAGGAGGUGGAAUGAGGUUUGAGGGUCCUUCUGUACCAGGAGGUGGCCUGAGAAUUGAAGGGCCUCUGGGUCAAGGUGGUCCAAGAUUUGAAGGUUGUCAUGCUUUAAGGUUUGAUGGGCAGCCAGGUCAGCCGUCACUCUUGCCAAGAUUUGAUGGAUUACAUGGUCAGCCAGGUCCUAGAUUUGAAAGGACUCCUGGUCAGCCAGGCCCUCAGAGGUUUGAUGGGCCACCUGGACAGCAGGUUCAGCCCAGAUUUGAUGGUGUACCUCAAAGAUUUGAUGGUCCACAACAUCAGCAGACAUCAAGGUUUGAUAUUCCUCUUGGUCUUCAAGGCACAAGAUUUGACAAUCAUCCUUCACAAAGGCUUGAAUCAGUAUCUUUCAAUCAGACUGGUCCAUAUAAUGAUCCACCUGGCAAUGCUUUUAAUGCCCCAUCUCAAGGACUACAGUUCCAAAGACAUGAACAAAUAUUUGAUUCACCUCAAGGACCAAAUUUUAAUGGACCACAUGGCCCUGGAAACCAGAGUUUCUCUAAUCCACUUAACAGAGCUUCUGGACACUAUUUUGAUGAAAAAAAUCUUCAGAGUUCUCAAUUUGGAAACUUUGGCAAUAUACCUGCUCCAAUGACAGUAGGAAAUAUUCAGGCAUCUCAACAGGUUCUGAGUGGUGUUGCUCAGCCAGUAGCUUUUGGUCAAGGACAACAGUUUUUACCAGUUCAUCCACAAAAUCCUGGAUUUGUUCAGAAUCCUUCAGGAGCACUCCCUAAGGCGUAUCCUGAUAAUCAUCUCAGUCAAGUGGAUGUAAAUGAAUUGUUUUCAAAAUUGCUAAAAACAGGAAUUCUCAAAUUGUCCCAACCUGAUUCAGCUACAACACAAGUAAGUGAAGUAGCUGCUCAGCCUCCCCCUGAAGAGGAGGAAGAUCAAAAUGAAGAUCAAGAUGUUCCAGAUCUUACUAAUUUUACAGUUGAAGAAUUGAAACAACGUUAUGAUAGUGUUAUAAAUCGACUGUACACUGGUAUUCAGUGUUACUCUUGUGGAAUGAGGUUUACAACAUCACAGACAGAUGUUUAUGCGGAUCAUUUGGACUGGCAUUAUCGGCAAAAUAGAACUGAAAAGGAUGUUAGCAGAAAAGUCACUCAUAGACGUUGGUACUACAGUUUAACAGACUGGAUAGAAUUUGAGGAGAUAGCUGAUCUGGAAGAACGGGCAAAGAGCCAGUUUUUUGAAAAGGUGCAUGAAGAAGUUGUGCUCAAAACUCAAGAGGCUGCUAAAGAAAAAGAGUUCCAAAGUGUACCUGCUGGACCAGCUGGAGCAGUUGAGAGUUGUGAAAUCUGUCAAGAACAAUUUGAACAAUACUGGGAUGAAGAGGAGGAGGAAUGGCAUUUGAAAAAUGCUAUUAGAGUAGAUGGAAAGAUUUAUCAUCCAUCAUGUUAUGAAGAUUAUCAAAAUACAUCUUCAUUUGAUUGUACACCAUCUCCCAGCAAGACACCAGCUGAAAACCCCUUGAAUAUUAUGUUGAACAUUGUCAAAAACGAAUUGCAGGAACCCUGUGAAAGUCCCAAAGUUAAGGAAGAACGAAUUGAUACACCACCAGCUUGUACAGAGGAAAGCAUAGCAACACCCUCUGAAAUUAAAACAGAAAAUGACACAGUUGAGUCAGUUUAAAUAAAAUGAGAAAGGUAUGUUUUUCUUUUUUAAAAAAGCUGCUGUUGGAUCUAGAAGGUGAAGAAUUUUUUUAUGUAUAUAUAGACAUAUCUAUAUAAAUUGUCUAGCUGAGGCAGGGCCUUCAGCUAUCAUUUGGUUAAUAAAUACAUUUUAGUAUUUGCAUUUCCUACUGCCUGCAGAGUUUCAGGUGCUUGUUGUGUGAAAGUUCUGUAGAUGUGUGCAAAUUUAACAAAAUGAAAUUGUAUGUGUAAAAAUGUACGAUUUUUCACUGUGCAACUGUAAAUUAUAAAUAAAAAAUAUUUUUGCUAUUCAUGGAGUGUAAUAUUUAUGCACACCAUCAAAUAGUUUCUGUACUUUUUAUUGGGUAAAAAUGGAAUUGAACAGCAACCUCAACAUAAGAUUUUUUUUCUAGUAGCCUCCCACUGAUUAAAGAAGCAAAGUUUGAAGUUUCAUCCUUCAAAAGGGGGUUGUGAGAGAGCAGCAUAGGGCUUUUCUCAAAUAGAAAAGCCAGAUUUUGAGAAAAUUUUAAAGACAAAAUAGGACAUAUUUGCAGAUAUAUAUAUAUAUGAAUAUAUAUAUACACACACACACACAUCUCCAGCUAUAGAGAACCAUCCAGAUGUUCACUUUUGAAAAUAUCUAAUGAAGCAAGUUUUAUUCUUGAACUUGGACACUGAUGCCAUCAAACAAUUAACAAAUAUAUUUAAGUACUAAAGGUGAUUUUUUUUGGAAGACAUUUUUCAAAUUGUCAAAUGAUUUAAUGCAGAUGAACAUAUUUCUAUUUUAAGUAACGGAAAUCUGUAAGAAUGUUCGCUUGAGAUAUGGUUAACUUUUUUCUUUUGUUGGUUUUGACUUAGAUGGACACCAUGAGAUGUUAAUAUUCAUACAUGUAAUAAAUAGAAUGAUGAAGAAA
Molecule: messenger RNA, 6027 nt
Organism: Mandrillus leucophaeus (drill)
Lineage: Eukaryota; Metazoa; Chordata; Mammalia; Primates; Cercopithecidae
Gene: PCF11
Product: PCF11 cleavage and polyadenylation factor subunit
Exons: 16
Coding region: 447-5114 (1555 amino acids)
Biological process (GO): termination of RNA polymerase II transcription
Cellular component (GO): mRNA cleavage factor complex; cytoplasm
Molecular function (GO): RNA polymerase II complex binding; mRNA binding
Source: RefSeq, a predicted model, not a curated record